Apis mellifera (honey bee) is the source of this 4105-nucleotide messenger RNA. Its product is annotated as cilia- and flagella-associated protein 43. Bases 1 to 2757 code for a protein of 918 amino acids. NCBI's taxonomy places the organism in Eukaryota, Metazoa, Arthropoda, Insecta, Hymenoptera, Apidae. Gene Ontology annotation, cellular component: axoneme. The record is from RefSeq and is a predicted model, not a curated record. The transcript has 5 exons. Gene Ontology annotation, biological process: cilium assembly.
AUGCAGCUGAAGGAGGAGGAGGAAGAGAGCAGGGAGCAGAAGACGGCCAUAUUGAAUGAUUUCGAGGAGCUUCGGAACAAGGUGAAAAAGUUGUUGGACGAGAACGAGGCGAGCACGGAGAUAGAAAAGCUUCCCAUAGCCGCGUUCGAUCUGGACAUAAAGGGGCGGGAUCACAAGUUGAAGGUUGGCCGCGACAUUUGCGAGAACCUUCGCCUCGAGUUCGAGCACAACAUCAACGAGACGAAGAGGGUGUCCAAGUGGAUACGGAAAAAUUUCUGGGACCCGCAAAAGGUGGUCGCCAAGAGUCUGUACGCGAUCUUCGACGAGAUGGAGGUGGUCAAUUAUCCCUCGAUCGCCGAGGAUCCGGACGAUGUGUUGUUCCUAAAGUACAUAAACUUUCACAAGAAGACCGCGUACAGCGUCCUCGAGAACGACAGGUUCGAACCUUGGAAAAUAUAUACCGAGCAAGAGUUGCAGAUGGAGGCGAGCAAGAAGCACAAUAUAUAUCGCGAGCAGGACAAGAGGAUCCAUCUGUUGAUGAACGAUUGGGAGUUGGAGGACAAGGAGGAGGAUUUGAAGAGGUUUAAGUACGAAAUGGAAGAACGGAAAGCGGUGAACGGAACCACGACUCAUCGCUUCAUCGAGUCAUCCCCUUAUUACCCUCAAUUCGGCUACUACGGAUUCGCCCAAACCAAGAUAAACAAUCGUUUCUUCCUGCACGAUUGCACCAAACUUCGGGACUUUUUCAACAAUAAAUUCAACGAGAUAUACGCGCUGAAGGAGAGAGAGAUGAACGUGAUACGGGACAGAAUCGAGAGGAUACGUUACAUAGAUUCGGAAUUGAACAUCAUGUUUAACAAACACGUGCCACACGUCCCAACCGAUCCCGUCUGGCACUGGCAGGAGAGGCCAGAGAGCAUAAUCACGGUGAGAAGGGACGAGAUAAAGGCGAAGCCGUACAUAUCCCCGUCCGCCAUGGAAAUAUUGAUGAAGCAAGCGGCGGAGGAGGAGCGUAUAAGAAAAUUGUUGCUUGCCGACGAUUUUCGGGAGCGCGCCCUCAUGGCGAUGAUGAACGGUGUGUUGGAGGUGCGUUGGGAGGACAUAAUCAAGAUAGACGUGCCCAAGCCUGCCUGCAUGCUGGCGAAGAAACCGGAGGACUACACGUCCGAGGAUAUAUUGGCGGUGAAACAGUACGAGAAGGACGUGCAAUUUCUCAAGGAGGAGAGGGAACGGUAUCACAGGAUGUUGGACGCGGAAUAUUUAAAGGUUAUGGAACAAUUGAAGGAGGGUAUAGACAAGUUCAAUGGGAAAUUGAACAAUCUGUUCCACAUGAAAAUGGACAUAGAGGCGGCGAUCAACCAGUUGUACCUGAGAUACGUGCGAGGUUUGCUCCUGGUCCAUCAUAGGAUAAUGACGUUCGAGGAGGAGAAUUCGUUGAAGAAGAGGAUCGCGGACAAGGAGGACUACGAGAGGGAGAUGGACGAGCACAUAAAGAUGUUUCAGAACGUUCAUCAAAAAGUGACGGACAAAUACACCAGCUUGGUCAGCAAGGAGAAAGCGUUCGCGAAAAAGUUCAAGAGCGAGUUCUAUCAUAUGCACAAGGUGCAGAUGGAGAUACUGGAACGGCAGUGCAAUCGCAGGCCUAGGGUGAAUCUGAGGAAUCUCGAGUCGUCCGACUUUUACGAACUCGCGGAGGAUGUGUUGGGGGGGAAGGGGGCCAGGAUUUACCUGCCUUCAGAGUGCAAGGAUUACCUGAGGAUACUGCACAAUUUCGACAUUAGACCUGUCACAGUUCCACCGAGCAUAGACGCCUCGAACUGGGAGAAUCUGAUCCGUCUGAGACGCGCGAAGAUCAAUUUGGAACUGAUGAUAAGGGGGGCGCAGAGCGAGCUCAUGGACGUGGAGGCGGUGCUCCUAGGUUUCGAGCAGAAGAUGGAGAAGUGCAAGAUCGACAUGGAGGAUAUGAAGAAGGAUAUAGUGGAGAAGAGGAUGCGGCAAAUGAUGGAGGACCUCGACGUGGAGAUACAGUUGGUGUUGAAGAUGGGCCAGGUGGAGAUCGAUCUCGAGGGGGAAUUGACCGAUUCGAAGCACGCGGUCCUCGUCUCGAAAACAACCAUCGACAGCGCCAACUCGUACAUACGUGCCGCGGGCGAGUGCAAAUUGAAGGCUUUGAACAACUUGUUGAGCUUUCAGAGAGGCACCCUGUUGAAGCAAUGGCAGCACAUGUGCAGGAAGAAGAAUUUGGAGGAUCUGAAGGAGGAUCUCCGUUUCACGGAAUCGACCACUGUGACGAAAGAGAUGCAGGGUUACUUGAAGAGGAAGGCGAAAGGUUUGCCGGACGACAAGACGCCGCAACAGUUGGACGACGACAUAGAGGCGGUGAAACGGAAGUUUCAGAAGGCGUUGGACGAGGAGAGGUCGCGGCUCGAGGCCGUGGAGAAGGAGAUCGCCAAUCUGAAGGUGAAGAACGAGCAGCUCGAUCGGCAGAUCCUCGAGAUGAACAUGGCCAGGUGCGACAUGGAGUUGAGGCGCGACAUCGUCGGCGAGGAGAGGCAGAAGGAACACCUCGAGAGGAAGGUGAAGAUGGUGAUGCAUCGAUCGGCGUUGGUCAAGAAGCUGCAGGAAAAUUACGCGGAACUCGUCGAGCUGCAGACCGAGCACGAGCUGCUCAGGCUCAAGCGAUACCCGACCUUUCAUUUCAGGAUGCUCGACGAAAACGAGGAGACGCGGAAGAACGUUCGAACGAAUCUUUGUUAAUUUUCUUGUUGCUCGAUCGGUUCCCCUUCUGGCCGAUGAUUUAUGGCCCUCUUUCUCUCGCGUUAUCUCGUUUUUGGGACAAGUAGGUCCUCGAUCGUCUGCGAGGAUAAUUGGAAAGAGCUUUUCAAUUUGUUGAAACUUUUAUAUUUUAAUAGAUAUCUUUGAAACAAUCGAUCGUAGAAUAAAGAUAUAUAUCGGUUUCUGAUAAAUUGGAAAGCUUUGCUCGACUUUUCUGUACAUACUCGGCAAUUUUUGUAUUUAUAUUUUAAAAAUCGUUCAAAGAUGUUCCACGGAAUAUAUUUUAUGUUUACGUUUUUCAAAAAAUUGUCCUCGCUGAAAUUCAAAAUCGUGUUUAUUUUCAAUUAUUAUUUAUUUUUAAUCGUAUUUUCCAACGAAUCUCGAAAAUUAGAUUAAAUAUAAAAACGAUCGUUGUCCGCGAAUAAAUCAUUUUCGAAUUGUCAUUCUAAUUAUUAUUUAUUUUUAAUCUCCUCUUCGAGGAACGUUCUAAUGAUGAUUUCGAAAAUUUGUAUAACCGCCUAUAAAUCAUUGAUGAAAAAAAUUGAGAGAAAUAAUAAUUUAGAUAAAUUGAUAAAAUUAUUAUUUUUCUUCGAAUUAAGUCAUUUCAAUUGUUAUUCAUUUUUAUUAUUUCAAUUUUCUUUUCGAGAAACAUUGCAAUGACGAUUUCGAUUUUUUAAAAUUAAGUUAAAUAUUGAAACGAUUGUGAUUAAAUGAUCGGCAAAAGAAUAUAAUUUCGAUAAAUCGAUAAAAUUUAUUUUUAAUCGUAUUUUUUAAUGACUACUCGAAUCUCGAAAAUUAGAUUGGAUAUAAAAAACGGUCGUUGACCGCGUCCGCGCAGUAAGUCAUUGGCAAAAGAAAGGGAGGGGGAGGGAAGGGGGCGUAAUUUCGAUAAUUGCGCGCGGCUUUUGACUUGGAUGGAAGCGCGCGAUUUACGAGUUUUGAGAGGUUUGAAAUUUGUUUUGAACCGGUCGAAGAGAUGGAUAUCCGUUGAAUAGAAAUAAACGCGGAGCGUUGGUUUGAAACGGCUGCAUUUAUUUAGCGACUGCGAUUAAACGCAGUAUUUUAUGCGAGUUUUGUUCGUGAAAUUAACAUUAUAUCGUUGCUGUAAAUUUAGAUAAUUUUGUAAACGCUCGAGAAUUGUAAUUAUCUAACAAUCUUCCAAAAAACGUGUCCUUUAUUUAUCCUUUUCUCUACCUCCGUGAAAAACGAAUAAAUUGAAUGUAAAUCAUGGAAUAUCGCUACGAUCCUCAAAAUUAUAGAAACACUUUCGAAUGUGAACACUUUUACCAGAAAGAUUUCUUUGUAUUUUCUUCGUUUCAAUAAAAUAAUA